AGAGUGGGAAUCUAGCGUGUUAAUCACAAAUAACAACAAAAUCGGCGUACACUCAACAGCACCAACACAAUUAGUGGAAUUACCACUACAGCGAGAUAUAUAUAACAACACGCCACUCACUCAACUCGCUGAGCGUCGAGAAGAAUACCUCGAAGCAAGGAAUGUAAUACCGUUUGCAAAAAAUGAGACAGAAAAUCUCCGCAAUGUGGUUAGAGCGACGUAUAGGACGAGUUGUUGCGAUGAUACAUCGAUAUCGGAUGCAGAGGUAGACAAACGCAUGCAAGCGUCUCGGAUAGAUUGGAAUAGGGUAUCUGAUGGUAUGCUAACGUGUAGAUUACCCAGUGAAUGUCGUAUCCGAUGGCAGAACGUUGACAAUCCACGCCUAAAUAACCAACCACUUGACGAUUCAGAUUUAAAGAUAUUAUUAGAGAUAUACGAAAAUCAUAAAGAUAAUAUGGAACAUGACUCUUUGGUAGCCUUCUGGUCGGCAAUUGCCAAAGAUUUCAGCGGGGAAGACACGACGCGUUCAGCUCACUUCUGCAUGAAAGAAGUAGGUAAAUACCUCAGUAGGGACAUAAUAGACAAUCGCAAGUAUAGUAAGAAUAAGAACCUCAAACGAAAAUACUAAAUGGGAUAUUUACACUUGUUUUAUUUUAUACUGGCUGAUAUCCGUAUCCUUAUCAAUUGUCAUCAUAAACAACCGCUUGGCUU
Wallemia mellicola CBS 633.66 is the source of this 711-nucleotide messenger RNA. RefSeq lists its product as hypothetical. The record is from RefSeq and is a predicted model, not a curated record. Lineage: Eukaryota; Fungi; Basidiomycota; Wallemiomycetes; Wallemiales; Wallemiaceae. The coding region runs from base 278 to 628 and encodes 116 amino acids. The transcript is spliced from 2 exons.